UCUGCUCAGGAGCUACUCUACACAUCGCAUUCAUAUAGUGGUGGAAGAACUUGUUCAGGCCUACUCUAAAGGCCUCCUUUCUCAUCCAAACACUUUCUUUUAGGCGUUGUUUUCUCUUUCCUGUAGUCAUGGAAGAGUUUCUUGAGGACUCCGGCUUGGAGCUCACCCGCAAGUUUCCAGAGCUAGAAGGCCCUGCCAUAGAGAAUUCAAGCUUGGAGUUGAUGUUCUAUCCUCAACAGAACUGCUUAUCUCAUCAGCAGGAGUUCUCGAUGCCAUCCGUUGAUAACCUGCUGUCUAGUUUGGUGACUCCUGUAUCCCAUGCCAUGGUCUCUGGUGGACAGCAGAGUCAUGGAGACCAGAAAAUGAAGAGCCGCGGGAUCAAGAAGAGAGGAAGGAGUUUGCAGAGAGCGAGCGAGCCGAAAGAGGUGGUUCAUGUGAGGGCAAGAAGAGGUGAAGCUACUGACAGCCACAGCCUAGCUGAGAGGGUGAGAAGAGAGAACAUCAAUAGAAAAAUGCGAUUUUUAAGGGACCUUGUUCCUGGUUGCUGCAAGGCGAUGGGUAUGGCAGGAAUGCUCGACGAGAUAAUUAACUACGUGCGGUCACUGCAGAACCAGGUUGAGCUUCUCUCCAUGGAAAUCGCAGCAGCUGCUAGUUUUUACGACAACAGCUGGGUUGAAACGCCACAGGUGCAUGACGCAUCCCUGGAAGAGGAAGGAGGUGUGACAGAACGAGGUGAUCGCACCGGCGUCCUCUCUGCAGUUGUCUUCUACCAAGUCUCCAUGCAUGGCACACCUGAAGCGCAUGUGUAGGGCUCAACGCACCUAUGAACUGAGACCAUCUCAUUGGCUUAUCCUUCUUCUGGUGUAUCUAUCCAUCUCCUCCUUGCUCGCUUCAUGGCUAUUUACCUCCUCCAGUAAUGAUCUUUGUCUCCACCAUGUAUCUUUUCUAUUUCUCUAGUAAA
Messenger RNA from Musa acuminata AAA Group (dessert banana), 961 nucleotides. RefSeq names its product transcription factor BEE 3-like. Gene Ontology annotation, biological process: regulation of DNA-templated transcription. Gene Ontology annotation, cellular component: nucleus. The record is from RefSeq and is a predicted model, not a curated record. The transcript is spliced from 6 exons. Lineage: Eukaryota; Viridiplantae; Streptophyta; Magnoliopsida; Zingiberales; Musaceae. Bases 129 to 809 code for a protein of 226 amino acids. Gene Ontology annotation, molecular function: protein dimerization activity; DNA-binding transcription factor activity.